AAAAGCAUUUUUUACAAAUGUUUUUGCUGGGACAGGAGGUAAGUGUAUAAUGAAAGAAAGAUAGAGGAAGUGGUUGCGUCAUGUACAAUGAUAACUUAACUUAGGGUGGGUUGGUCUUAUUUGAAUCCUAACUCAAGGUAGUUUCUUUGGUUGGUUGAACCAUGAAUCCCACAUGAUUAAAAAACCACACACCCCUUGCCGCCUGCCCACAUACCUCGUCUAAUAAUAUCUCUAUGUUACUUCUAGUUUUCUACUUGUAGCAAAUAUAUCAACAAUUUACUAGCUUCUUCCCUAUUUGCUAUAUACGUCAACCACAUGCGUACUACUUACUAGUUUCCAAUUUUCUUGCUCAGUCAACCAAUGAUCACCCCCUUAAAAAAAAUACAAGAAUAAAUGUUGAAAAUGAGGGGAAAGUCAGUUCCAGGGAAGAUCACUUUGACGUUAUGCAUCGCCAGUUUUCUUGCCGGAACACUUUUCACUAGAAACACAUGGCCCUAUGCACCCAUACUUAACGAAGUUCAUUUCAAGAAUCAUGAACAAAAGAUGAGUUUACUAUCAUCUAAAGAAUGUGAUCGAAAGCGUAAAUUAGUUGAAGAUAAUUCAGGCGAUAUCAUGGGAGAAGUCACCAAGACUCAUCAAGCCAUUCAAUCAUUGGACAAAACAAUAUCCACAUUAGAGAUGGAACUUGAAGUAGCACGUGUAAGUCUACUCGGGCCUAAAUUUAUUUCAGAAAGAAUGGAGGCAUCUAACAAGACAUCUCUACAAAAAGCUUUUGUUGUCAUUGGUAUUAAUACAGCUUUUAGCAGCAAGAAACGUCGAGACUCCCUUCGAGAAACAUGGAUGCCUACUGGAGCAAAACUAAAUAAAUUAGCAAAAGAAAAGGGGAUCAUAAUAAGGUUUGUGAUAGGACACAGUGCAACACCUGGAGGUGUUCUUGAUCAAGCCAUUGACAUGGAGGAGGAAAAAUAUCAGGAUUUUUUGAGGUUGAAUCAUGUGGAGGGGUACCAUGAGCUCUCCACAAAGACACAAUUAUAUUUUUCGACAGCUGUCUCUAUUUGGGAUGCAGAAUUUUAUGUGAAGGUGGAUGAUGAUGUACAUGUCAAUUUGGGUAUGCUAGUGACUGAACUUGCACGCUAUAGAUCAAAACCAAGAACUUAUCUUGGUUGCAUGAAGUCGGGACCCGUGCUCUUUCAAAAAGGGGUAAGAUACCAUGAACCGGAAUAUUGGAAAUUCGGGGAAGAAGGGAACAAGUACUUCAGACAUGCAACUGGACAGAUAUAUGCCAUCUCCAAGGAUUUAGCAACAUAUAUUUCCAUCAACUCGGGUAUUUUGCAUAGGUACGCCAACGAAGAUGUCUCUUUAGGCUCAUGGUUAAUUGGAUUGGAUGUUCAACAUAUAGAUGAUCGUUCCAUGUGUUGUGGAACUCCUCCAGAUUGCGAAUGGAAAAAACAAUUAGGGAAUGUUUGUGUAGCUGCAUUUGAUUGGUCAUGCAGUGGAAUAUGCAAGUCGGUUGAGAGGAUGAAAUUUGUUCAUAACUCUUGUGGAGAGGGAGAAGGUGCUAUUUGGAAUGUUGAUCUUUAAAGGGUAAUUAAUGUCAACAAUGAUAAAUAAUAAGCAACUAUUUGGAGAAGAUGCCAGAAAUUGGAUCAAUGCAUAAGUUCUUUCUCAAUCCCUCUCUUCGAUGUUAUCACUAGUUUCUUGAUUCUUGUUUUACCAUGAUAUUUUUAUGACUUGUGAUUAAUAAAAUACAUGUAGUGUUUGGUACGAUGCAAUUGAGAACAGAGGGGAAUGGUUAAUACCAUUGUAAUAAAUAAAUUUUAUUUGUUUUGUGUGAUAUAAUAGAGUAGAUUAUUCUUGAAAAUGUG
This is a messenger RNA of Lactuca saligna, 1865 nucleotides long. NCBI's taxonomy places the organism in Eukaryota, Viridiplantae, Streptophyta, Magnoliopsida, Asterales, Asteraceae. The record is from the annotation of a GenBank genome assembly.